GAAACAUACAGUAAACCAACCGGCUACUCGAUCUUAAACGCCCUCUUGCGGGUAAAGGCCGUCAUCCAAAAUGGAAAAUCAAGUUAAAAAGGCGAAGAUGGAAAUAUCAGAAGGAGUUUUAUUUGGUAUGGGAAAUCCCCUGUUGGAUAUUUGUGCAACAGUUGAUGAUGAUUUUCUGAAGAAGUAUGAUCUCAAGGCCAAUGAUGCAAUUCUAGCAGAAGACAAACACAAACCUCUGUACCAAGAUAUGCUGGAUACAUACAAGUCUGUGGAUUACAUUGCUGGUGGGGCCACACAGAAUGCAAUCAGGGUGGCAACUUGGUUGCUAGGGACCCCACAGUCUACAACCUUCAUGGGGUGUGUUGGCAAGGACAAGUUUGGGGAGAUUCUCAAAUCCAAGGCUGAGGGAGAUGGUGUUAAUGUCAAAUACCAGUACAAUGAGAAAGAAUCCACUGGUACAUGCGGGGUGUUGUUGACUGGAGAGAACAGAUCCCUAUGUGCUAACUUGGCCGCAGCUAACUGCUUCACCGUGGACCAUCUAGAUGUUCCUGACAACUGGGCCUUGGUGGAAAAGGCAAACUACUAUUAUAUUGCUGGUUUUUUCCUCACUGUGUGUCCCCCAGCCAUCCAGAAGGUAGCUAAGCAUGCCUGUGAGAAGAACAAGACAUUUAUGAUGAAUUUAUCUGCACCGUUCCUCUGCCAGUUCUUCAAAGAGCCUAUGAUGGCUGCUCUUCCCUAUGUAGAUAUUCUAUUUGGAAAUGAAACAGAAGCUGCAACAUUUUCAAAAGAACAAAAUUUUGAUACCGAAGAUGUAAAAGAAAUUGCCCUGAAGGCAGCAGCGUUAACCAAAGAAAACAAAUCUCGCUCAAGAAUGGUUGUUUUCACUCAGGGGGCAUCGCCUGUGUUAAUUGCACAUGAGGGGAAGGUGACUGAGUAUCCUGUCAUCCCUAUAGCUGAGAAGGACAUGGUGGACACCAAUGGAGCUGGUGAUGCUUUUGUUGGAGGUUUCUUGGCUCAGUAUGUUCUUGGCAAGCCAGUAGAGGAGUGUGUACGUUGUGGACACUAUGCAGCCAACAUAGUGAUAAAGCGGUCUGGCUGUACAUAUCCGGACAAACCAGAUUUCAAGUGAUAAUAAUGGUAUUGGAUCUUUAGUACAUCUUUCACAACGAAUGAUGAUAAUGGUCAUAUAUGUGCAUUUGAAAGAUGUGCAAACGAGUAACCUGUGGGAAGGUGUGACAUAACAGAUAUUUUGAUUGCAUAAAACAAUAUUUUAUAUGUUCUGAAAACCAAUUAUUAGACUCUAUGAUAUAUAUAUAUAUAUAUAU
Molecule: messenger RNA, 1325 nt
Organism: Lingula anatina
Lineage: Eukaryota; Metazoa; Brachiopoda; Lingulata; Lingulida; Lingulidae
Biological process (GO): purine ribonucleoside salvage; purine nucleobase metabolic process
Cellular component (GO): cytosol; nucleus
Molecular function (GO): adenosine kinase activity
Source: RefSeq, a predicted model, not a curated record